AUGGAAAACGUGAUAGAAGAUCUUGCGAACAAGAUUUACAUCAACAACAAGUAUGUUGAAGCUAAAGGGCAAGACCGCCUCAAACUCUACAAUCCUGCCACUGGCAAUCUCGUGUCGGAGCAGGUCGCCAUCGCCAGCCAGACUGAUGUCGACUCAGCCGUUCAAGCAGCCGAGGCGGCCAUGUUGCCCGGGAGUCCUUGGAGGACCAUGACCGCCAGCGAUCGAGCAGCGUGCUUUUGGAAAUUGUCCGAGCUCAUUAGCGACCCGGUUCACUCUGAUAUCAUAGGGAAGUUGGACGCGGCCUGUUUCGGACGGCCUCUGAGUCAGUUCGCGGCGAUAGACGCGAAGGUAGCACGCGACGGACUGCGAUACUAUGCCGGAUGGGUGGACAAGUUCCAUGGCGAGUGCCACACUCAAGAAGGAGGAUUCAUCAAAUGCGUCCGCCGAGAACCAAUCGGUGUAUGUGCGGCCAUCAUCGCAUGGAAUGGUCCGUUGCCCAGCAUAUUCAUGAAGGCCGGCCCAGCACUCGCGGCAGGAAACGCACUCAUUCUCAAACCGAGCGAGAAAACACCUCUCGGAGCACUGUACGUGGCAGACCUGUUCAGAGAAGCAGGGUUUCCUCCUGGCGUUUUCCAGGUCGUCACCGGAGCCGGUCAAGUUGGCGCCAUGCUCGCUUCGCAUAUGAGAAUCAGAAAGAUCAGUUUCACGGGCUCGGUGGCAACCGGCAAGAAGAUUCAAGAAGCGGCAGCCAAGUCGAAUCUGAAAAGAGUCACACUCGAGCUGGGCGGGAAAAGCCCAUUGAUUGUUUUCGACGAUGCCAAGUUGGACCUGGCGGCGUUCUGGGGAGCAAACACAAUCGCACUCAACUCAGGACAGUACUGUGUUGCCGCUUCUAGGGUUUACGUCCAGCAAGGCGUCUACGAUGCCUUUCUCGAAAAGUACAAAGGUGCUCUCGAACAAAUUGCUGCGGCAAAAGGAGACCCUUUCGAAAAGGGUACAGUGUAUGGACCGGUGGCUGACAAACUUCAAUUCGACCGUGUCAGCCAUUAUAUUGAAGCGGGGAAGAAAGAAGCGACCUUGUUGACUGGUGGCGAAGUAGACGAUGGCGCCGCGGGACUCUAUAUACCGCCAACGGUAUUCGUCGAUCCGAAACCCGAUGCCAGGAUCUACAAGGAGGAGAUAUUCGGUCCCGUAUCGACGGUGAGGAAGUUCAAGACAGAGGAAGAGGUGGUGGCCAUGGCCAACGACUCCGAGUAUGGCUUGAAUGCGGGUGUCUUUACCCAAGAUUUGGACCGAGCAUGGCGCAUGACUUCUUCACUCGAGUCAGGCACCGUGUGUAUCAAUGCAAUGUCGAUGGUCACGACGCAAACUCCAUUUGGGGGAGUCAAGCAGUCUGGGUACGGAAGCGAGGGUGGGAUGGACAGCCUCCUCGCCUACACGCAGGUGAAAACGGUCAUUAUCAGUGCGACAUGA
This is a messenger RNA of Fonsecaea nubica, 1473 nucleotides long. RefSeq names its product aldehyde dehydrogenase (NAD+). Bases 1 to 1473 code for a protein of 490 amino acids. The record is from RefSeq and is a predicted model, not a curated record. Gene Ontology annotation, molecular function: aldehyde dehydrogenase (NAD+) activity. The transcript has 8 exons. Lineage: Eukaryota; Fungi; Ascomycota; Eurotiomycetes; Chaetothyriales; Herpotrichiellaceae.